Mytilus californianus (California mussel) is the source of this 3385-nucleotide messenger RNA. RefSeq lists its product as uncharacterized. The coding region runs from base 189 to 1505 and encodes 438 amino acids. The transcript has 4 exons. Lineage: Eukaryota; Metazoa; Mollusca; Bivalvia; Mytilida; Mytilidae. The record is from RefSeq and is a predicted model, not a curated record.
GGGUACACGAAUUUUACAGUUCAUUUAUUUAUUUACAAACACUUCCUUUUACUUCAGGUAUAGAGUGUAAAAUGGGGCGAUUUUUUAAUUCGGUAAAACUCUACAAUUCGUUUACCUUUGAAAUAUUUCCUGCUUGUUUAAUGAACAAAGCCUAAACAGAGGACUUCCUGAUCGGGUAUUUAUGUAAAAUGUCCAUUUCAACACUUGUUUUUCACAUUUGGAUUUUAAUAUACAUCGAUUUAGACGAAGCGUCAAUUACUGUUCCUGAUGAGUUCCUUACAACUGUUACAGUACCAAUGACAUUUUCGUGGACAGUAAAGGAUACGAUCGAAACUACCUCCAUAGAAUAUUAUCCUGAUACAUCUUCAUUGUCAUCAUCAUCAUCAUCAUCAUCGCCGUCUUCGUUUUCACUAUCAUCAUCAGCAUCAGCAUCAGCAUCAGCAUCAGCAUCAUCAUCGACAUCGUCGUUUUCAUCGUCGUCCUCACCAUCAUCAUCAGCAUCAUCAUCAUUAGUAGUAGCAGUAACAACAACAGAAUCAUCAUCAUCAUCAUCAUCAUCAUCAUCAUCAUCAUCAUCAUCAUCAUCAUCAUCAUCAUCAUCAUCAUCAUCAACACCGGCAAAAACAACAGCAACAUCAACUUCCUCAAAGACAUUUAGUAUAAACACUACAGAACUUUGGUCUUCAGACAUUUCUUCACACUCUUGGGUAGAAUCAUCGACCAAUGGAACAUACAGAUCAAAAAGUGACACUAAUGAAGAUUCUUUAGGCAAGGAAACACACUUUUCUUCAGGUAUAAUAAUUGGCGGAUCAUUUGGCGGAGUUGUGUUCGUAGCACUAACAGUUGUCGUUUUAGUUUGUUGUAUAAAACGCUGCAGAUCGGCAGCCGAUAAACAGGAAAUUCUCAGUCAAGUUCCGGUUUCAUUUUCUAGUGGUAACGGUCGUGGAGGAAGUUCCGUUAAUAUUGAUAUGCAGCCAAUCGACGACAGACUAAAUCUACCUGUUGAAAUAAGCCAACCACGUGAAAGUUUAUUUACAGAUUUUAGUUUUGGUGCUCUAUUGCGGAGAUCUAGCAACCGUUCAAUGAAAUCUUUAAAAUCAAUAAAAUCGAACAGAUCCAAUCACCAAAAAAACAGAAAAAGAGACAAAAUAGAUAAUCGACCUGAAUAUCUAAAUAGACCAUCGCAACUUAUGGCUUUCAUGUGGCAGACAAUACGCAGGCGACGAUCAAGGAGCUUUUCAAAUACCAAUUCUCAAGACAAUUUCAAAACAAAAGUGUCUAAAUCGAAAAGUUUGAAUGACCUUUCUGAGGAUUUAAAUAGGAAAACACAUUUGGAAGUACAUAAAACUUGUACAGACCCUAGUCUGUCUCAAUACAAUCGUCAAUCUAUGGAGACCAUUUCCACAAAUGAUGCAAUUUCUAUAGAAAAUGAUAUUGGAAUAAAAACUGAUUCCAGUAAAAUCUGUCCUCAUACGUUUGAAGUAAUAGUCACUUCUUAUGAUUAAAUUUUGUUUAACCAUUUAACAUUCUGAUCAGUCAAAUUUUUGGACAACUAGUUUGCAUGAAGACUUGUAUCUUUGACAUUUUUUGACGUUCAGACGUGGUUAAGGGCUCAAACUAAUACUCGAAAUACCAGCUUCAUAAUUUAAUGUGCCCGAAACUACUAUCAUUCAAUUUGCCCCAUAUUGACAAGAAUUGUAUCUGUGAAAAUUGUUUUUGUUUUUAUUUUUUAAAAGAAUGUAUUCAUAGAAUACUGUAAAGUAAAUCAUUGUUUUGACACCUAGUUCGUUUCCACAAGACUUCGUGCAUUGGUUUUGCACUAAAAAUAUAUCCUAUUUUGGUAACAAAAUGCCUGUACGAUAUCGUUUCCCAUUGAAUUGUACAUUUCCCCCCAUUUUUUCAGCAAAUCGUGUGACUUUUUGAGAUAUACCACGUGAUAAAGGAAAGGAAUAUUUUCUUUAAAUUUCUGGAAAAAUUCAAUUAAUUAUCUUUCAAAUGAGUCCAAAUUGGCCUUUAUAUAAGCUUUUAUUAAAAUGUUGGAAAACGUUUAUUUGGGUUGAAUACGUCAAAGUCCUUAAAUGUUAAAGGGUUAAUCUGUAUUGCAAACAAAAUAUGAUUCAAUUCUUACGUUCAAAAUCGUACAAACUUUAAACAUAAAUUUCGACUCCCAAAAGCCAAAUAUUUCAAUAUAAAAAGACAUUUUAACAACAAUUUUUUUUUAUUCUUGAACUACUGGUUAUUAUUGGGAUUCAAUCAUUUUGUAAAAAGUUUUGCAAUGUAUUAGAUUUAUAAAAUUCAAAGUUGUUUCCCGGUUAUACGAAAAUGCUAAUUGACAUUUUGCAUGGAUUUUAUAUACUGUUGGAAAAAUUACUUUAAUUAUAAUGUUAUUCAUAUGAGACAGACUCUAUAUAGUAGCUCCUCAUGAAAAAUGAAAAGAGGCUAGCUUUCAGUUUUAACUCCACAUUCCGCUAUAUAGAUUAUGUCCUCUUACUAGAUACUUCAACAUUAGAUGACUAUUUUGAACGAACCUAUCUCAUCGAACUUGAAAUAAAGGGCACCACAGAUGCAGUUAAGUCUGCCUCAUAUCUUGACCUAAAUCUAGAAAUUAACAAUAAGGGUACAAAACUUUACAACAAACGGGCGGAUUUCAGUUUCCGCAUUGUGACCUUUCCAUUUCUAUGUAGCAAAAUUCAAGUUUCGGCUGCAUAUCACGUAUGUAUAUCACAGGUGGUACGAUUUUUCAGAACUUGGGCUUCCUAUCAUGAUUUCCUUAAUAUAGGGUUGCUGUUUAUAAGGAAGCUAUUGAACCAAGGGCUAUAAGUAAUAAAGUUGAACUCAUCCCUUCGUAAAACACCUGUUUCAGAGAUGACCACGGAUAUGUUCCAAAUAUCGUAACCACAAUCCCGACCUCAUAUCAUCGAUUUCAAAAUCACCGAAAGAUAUUAAUCGCCGAAUUUGUCCUUAUCCUUAUCAACAUGGAGGUUGCCACUAGUAGAGCAGGCUGUGCUUCCCCUUCCGGAGCACAUGAGAUCACCACAAGUUUUGUGUGGGGGUCAUGUUGAUCAGUCGUUAGGUGUGUUAUGUAGUGUUUUGUAGACUUGUUUGUCUUUUUCGUCUUCCGUUUAUUCUUUUGCAUGGCUUCGUCAGUAUUUUUUGAAUCUUCAAAGUUGUGUUGUUUUCCCAUUGAGCAUGAAAUUUUUCUUCAACAUCUAAAAAAUGAGGAGGAAUAGUUUACACGACAUCGCGUGCAACUUCUUUUUAUGCUUACGAUAAAAUCAAUUUGUCUUUUCUUUUCUCAAUUGUUACAACUAAAUAUAGUCCUGUUUGUAACUAUUAUUUAUUUAGAUAAUAUUAAAAUGUGAAUAAAUUAAGGAAUGCAUGUAUA